AAUCCUCGGCAGACGCUUCCGGGUUCAGAUGUCCGCUCAGCCUUCGUACCGCUGGAGCGGGUGAGCGGAUUGCACGAUGGCAGGUCAUGCGGAGAGGCUGGUGGCGGUGCUGGAGUCGUACAGAGGCCGAGACAAGGUGAUCAGGACGUUGUGCUAUGGCUGCCAGCUGGUUGGUGGAUCGAUGCUGCAGAAGUCUUCGGGGAGAUCAGAAGUUGGGAGGCGCCUGUUGCUGUUGUCCGCUCAGCUCAGUCACUGCCGUACGGUCCUGCGGCUCUUUGACGACCUGGCCAUGUUCCUGUACACGAGGGACUACGGGCUGGGGACUGAGGGUGAAGCCGCCCCCCUGAGGUGCCUGUCUGUCAUUGGGAACCUCGUGGACCAACUGUACUACCCGUGUGAGCACAUCGCCUGGGCAGCCGAUGCCAAGCUGAUCGCGACCCGCUCUGAGCGGUGGUGGGUGGCCAGCACGGCCCUGUGGGGUGCCUCUCUUCUGGUGACGGUGCUCAGGUCGACCAGCGUGAUUGUGCAUCUCAUCCAGAAAAGGAAGAAGCAAGAAGGUCGACUUGAGAAGAGCAGGAUGCCAUCCCUGGAGAGGCUUGUGCAGGAGGAGAUACUGAAUGUCCUGAGUAGUGCCGCUGAUCUUGCUAAUGCCAUACACUGGAUGCCCCCUGGCUUUCUGUGGGGAGGGCAGUUCCCUGAUUGGCUGGUGGGACUCCUGGGCACCUUCUCUUCCCUGAUUGGCCUGCACCAGAUGUGUAACAAGGGCAGUGGAGGAAACGUCUAAAGCCGUGUCCAUUGCAGACCACUGUAGUGGUCCAUAAUGUGACAUGCCAGCCGUGUCACAGUACUUGUGCCUGGCUACAGCGAGACACACAUGGGCACCAGUUGGGCACGGCUGGAGCAUGUCCUUUAAAUGUACCCUCACAUCCAGCCUGGGGUCUGCUGUGGAGGACACGAGCGUGUUUCCACCACAUGAACCUCCUGAGCCAUUUUGCCCACCUUGAUAACCCGGGCCUGCUAUUUUUGUGUCACACGUUUACAGGUCAAAUACAAAGCCCAGACUUUACAAAACGUACAGACGUGCCAAUGCAGGUCUGCUUAAAAACACAGCACGGAGCAGAAGGAGCCUCCCAGUGUCUGCCCAUUAGUGUCCUCACUGAGCAUCAAUGGGGGUCCUCAGUCAGCCCUGGAGACCUCCGCCCGCUGCUGGUCAUUCAACAGUACGGGUCUGUGCCGCCAUCGGAGUCUCUUCAUCCUUUGAGUCGAUGGCUCCCAGCAUCUUAGGGGUCUUUCAAUGGACAGGAGGACCUCAAGGAGACACCAGAAUGGACUCGGCAGUAAUGGAUCAUAAUUAGCGUAUUACUGCAGGCAGCACAACUCUAAUCAGAAAGUGAUGAAGCAGAGCAGACCUGGCAGGCCACAGCUUUGGUGUUGUAGCAAAAUGGGGGAAGCAGACCUCAAAGUUCACAAAAACCUGAGCUGCCAGUUAUGAAUGUGCUGCACAUAAUGCCAAGAGGGGGUGCAGGCCCCAAAAUACACUGCAGGCCAGACUGGCAUCUCGCUAGCUUGCCCCACCAUAGACCUUACCCCAGGCAGCCAGACCCCCGACUUUAACAUGACUUUAAAAGUGCAAAAAUACUCUGAAAUGUCCUUCAUGGGACGAGAAUAAUAAUAACAGAACAACACUUGAGGCUGAAGGGACUUAAAAAGGCGCAUUUGAUAUGAAAAAAAAAAA
Molecule: messenger RNA, 1735 nt
Organism: Polypterus senegalus (gray bichir)
Lineage: Eukaryota; Metazoa; Chordata; Cladistia; Polypteriformes; Polypteridae
Gene: pex11g
Product: peroxisomal biogenesis factor 11 gamma
Exons: 5
Coding region: 77-784 (235 amino acids)
Biological process (GO): peroxisome fission
Cellular component (GO): peroxisomal membrane
Source: RefSeq, a predicted model, not a curated record